Molecule: messenger RNA, 1051 nt
Organism: Phragmites australis (common reed)
Lineage: Eukaryota; Viridiplantae; Streptophyta; Magnoliopsida; Poales; Poaceae
Product: ubiquitin-conjugating enzyme E2 2-like
Exons: 6
Coding region: 314-772 (152 amino acids)
Source: RefSeq, a predicted model, not a curated record
AAGCAAACCGCAGUUCCUUUGUAAAGGGAUUGUAGGAGCCGAUAGGAAUCGGUUGGGAUCAUCUAAAAUCGAUCCUCUUCCUCCGACUCGCUCCCCACUCCCCAGUCCGUUCAUCGGACGUCACCCUCUCCGCGACCUCGCGCGCCUCCAGUGCUCUUUCCAUCGGAGCGGAGCUCGCCAUCCACCUCAUUUUUUUCUCUUCUCCUGCCGUCGUCAUCCUCCUCCCCUCGAUUGGGCGCCUGAGCUGGCGUGGACUGGAGAUCCAUCCAUCUGCCAGACCUGAAUUGAUUUCUUCUUCCCUUGAGACCUGACGAUGUCGACUCCCGCGAGGAAGAGGUUGAUGAGGGAUUUCAAGCGGUUGAUGCAGGACCCUCCCGCCGGCAUAAGUGGCGCCCCGCAGGAUAACAACAUAAUGCUGUGGAAUGCUGUGAUCUUUGGCCCUGAAGAAACUCCGUGGGAUGGAGGUACGUUUAAGUUGACUCUCCAGUUUGCUGAAGAAUAUCCAAACAAGCCACCAAUUGUGCGAUUUGUUUCUCGGAUGUUUCAUCCUAACAUUUAUGCUGAUGGAAGCAUAUGCUUAGAUAUCCUGCAGAAUCAGUGGAGUCCAAUUUAUGAUGUAGCUGCUAUACUUACGUCCAUCCAGUCGUUGCUGUGUGAUCCAAACCCUAAUUCGCCUGCUAACUCGGAAGCUGCUCGCAUGUUCAGUGAGAACAAGCGAGAGUACAAUCGUAAAGUGCGGGAGAUUGUAGAGCAGAGCUGGACGGCAGACUGAUGCACUGCAUUGCGCAGCUGCGCUCACUGGCAGACUGCCCCUCGCGCUUUCCAUUAAUUACAGAAUUACUGUAAUUAAAAUAGCCAGACUCAGCUGUUACUGCUUUGUGCUGUCAUCGCGUGUUAGCUUCCGUGCAUCUUUAUCAUAAACAACAACAACAACAAAACUUGUUGUAUUGCGAUUGUUGGCUGGACCGGUGUGAAUUGUUCACUGUACCCUAUGCUGGAUCUGGAAAUACAAACUCAAUUCAUCUGGCACCUUGCCAACAUUUUAUACUCA